AUGAAAAUAUGGAAUCUUCCGUGCUUCUUCCAGAUUGCUGGAAUGCCGUCGGAUAAUGAUAACCACCAGCCGAAAUAUACAAUCUUAUUGCCAACAUAUAACGAAAGAGAGAAUUUACCGAUAUGCGUUUGGCUGAUCGUAAAAUAUAUGAAAGAAGCGAAUUUUUCCUAUGAGAUAAUUAUCAUCGAUGAUAAUAGUCCAGAUGGAACGCUGGAUAUCGCCAAGAAAUUACAGGACGAAUUUGGCAGCGAAAAAAUCAUCCUAAGACCAAGAGCCGGAAAAUUCGGCCUGGGAACAGCUUACACACAUGGAUUGCAGUAUGCACGUGGUGAAUUUGUGAUUCUGAUGGAUGCAGACCUGUCGCAUCACCCAAAAUUUAUACCCGAAAUGAUCAAACUGCAACGACACAAGAAUUACGAUAUUGUAACCGGUACGCGUUACGCACAUGGUGGCGGUGUUUGCGGUUGGGAUUUGAAACGAAAAUUAAUCAGUCGCGGUGCAAAUUUUCUAGCACAGUUUCUGUUGAGACCGGGAGUUUCGGAUUUAACCGGUUCCUUCCGACUUUAUCGUAAGGAAGUGCUGGCAAGGUUAAUCGCUGAUAGCGUCUCCAAAGGAUAUGUCUUCCAGGUUAAUUUCCACUUUUUUUUCAAUCAUUUAGUGUAG
This is a messenger RNA of Gongylonema pulchrum, 663 nucleotides long. NCBI's taxonomy places the organism in Eukaryota, Metazoa, Nematoda, Chromadorea, Rhabditida, Gongylonematidae. The record is from the annotation of a GenBank genome assembly.